AGUAUUAUUCUUCAUCUCUGCAGGUUAGGCUAUUCCAAGCGACACCCAAGAUAUGGAAAGCGCAAAUGGUGCAAUCGUGCGCUUGAGGAACUUUUAGGAUGUGCAGGAUAAUUCCGCAUUAGAGGAUGUGAGAGCGGAUGCGGAGGAAACACGGAUCCUGCCUUACGCAUCACGCAUCAGGAGGAAAAAUCCCACAGCAACGCCACCCAACCCGCCAGACUUCACUAGAAAGACAAAAGUAGCCAAGGAACGGAAAUUAAAUUCACUCGCUGCUACCUAACACCAAAAAUACCGCAGACCGAGCAGUUGGAUACAGCGACGCAUGGGAACAUACUUCGGAUGUGAGAAAAGCACAAUAUUUGUGAAGGAUCUGUCGCGUAACGAGGAGACAGCGGCAUCCUUCAGGAUCUUGACCGCCUAUACAUCCCAUAUAAUGCGUCACCGGAUGUUCGGACUCUCAAGCCUUUUUGACCUGAAGUAAAGUAAACCGACCCCGGUGUGAACUGAAGAACAUUAUGAUGAAUGCUUCGGGAUAUCCUCCGAGAGCGAUGCUGGAACUUAAUUGCGCAAUUUUGUGAUCAUCUCUCCGCGCGCAAAGGGAUCCCUUUUCACUUUCAUUGCCGUUCCGUGCCAUCCAGUAAGACUGAAGUUUCUCACAGGUCGAGAACAAACAUGUUGCGUCUCCAUACUCUGCAUUUCAUUGUAAUUCUGCUCAGAGUUACAGACUGUCGUAUCCUGGAGAAUCUUCAGCGCUACGCCUCCCCUACUUACCUGCCUGUCAACUACCAGCUCCUCAACACAGAGUCCUCCUUCUUUCUUAAGGAGGCCACCCAGGACUUCAUGCGCAACUCUAGUUUCCUCUCCAGAACAGAACUGUUCUUCAUCCACCAGGCCAGGAGACCUCCCAUCAUCAACGCCACAUAUAGGACCCUUGCAGUGGAAGAGCCUAUUCCUUUGGACCUCCUCCAGAUGCCUGGCUCCUUUGUGGCUUCUUCAGCCCUCUUCACCUUCAACUGGAAAGUACAAACCUUUGUUCUCAACGAAAGGAUUUACCUGAACAAACCCAAGGUUCAGGUCUUGUUCUACAUCGCUGGGAGGGACUGGGACGACUAUAGCGCGGUGGACAAACUCCCCUGUGUACGGAUGUUCGCCUUCCACGAAACCCAGGAGGUCCGUGGGAGCUGCAGGUUGCGAGGGGACAUGGGCGUCUGCGUUGCAGAGCUCGAGCCUCUUCCUGGGUGGUUUGCACCUCCUAGCGUUGUCCCCGGACGCCAGAGGGGUCCGGAUAUGUCUGAAGGAACGCCUGUAGAGCUGUACUACAGCCUUCGGGCCGCAGAAGUGGGAGCUUGUCUUUCCGAGGAGUUAGGGUUCAAGAGCGCCGCUCACUCGGAUCAAGAGGGAUUGUUUGGGUCGGCGACCUCUACACCCAUGAGGCACAUCGGGAGUGUAAGAUUAUUCCAGAAUCCAUCUGCUCCAGAAUUAUCAGAGCAACGUUUGGAUGGGAAUUUUGCAGUGUUGGUACCAUCCGCACCAGUUCGGCAAAGGGAUACCGUAUCAGCAUAUGUUGCAGCUUCACCGUACUCACCUGUGGAGAUGUUCACUCUCAGGGUGAAGUUAAAAGAUGGAGUGGCGUUCCUUGGCGCUCGACCCAGUAACCCAACACUCUGGAUGGUUAGUCAAGAUGUCAGAACAGAAGGUCACAGGAUUGUAACCCUGCAUUGUCGCCAUAAGGAGUCUAGCUAUGGACAGAGCGUGGAGCCGGGCUGGCAGAGGGUGGUUCAGGUGGAUCUGGAGGUGGACGGUGUCGGAAGUACGGUAGGCAGCAGGUCCAUUUCCUGGGCAGUGGAAUACCCGGGCAUCAGGGCCGGCAACGAGGAAACUGAGACGCACAUCCACCUGGCACAGAAAGACCUAGUUGGCAUCGUGCCACUGGCUAUGGAAACAGAGAUCCUGAACACCGCAGUGCUGAACGGGAAGACGGUGGCGGUGCCGGUGAAGGUGGUGACGGUGGGCACAGACGGGACGGUUACAGACGUGUCAGACGCUGUGCAGUGCCAGUCCACUGAUGAAGACGUGGUUAAGGUAUCGGACAGGUGUGAUUACGUCUACGUGAAUGGCAAAGAGAUGAGAGGACGGGUCCGAAUGCUGCUGAACUUCACGUAUGGUUACCUGAGGGCCCAGCUGGAGGUGAAGGUCUGGAUUCCCAAACUGCCUCUGCACAUCGAAGUUUCAGAUACGGAACUCAGUCAGAUCAAAGGCUGGAGGAUUCCCGUAAACAGUAACGCCCAGAGCUUUGUGGAUUGUGAAUCCAGACUCCAGGAGUCUGAGGGAAGCUCUUGA
Molecule: messenger RNA, 2340 nt
Organism: Sinocyclocheilus rhinocerous
Lineage: Eukaryota; Metazoa; Chordata; Actinopteri; Cypriniformes; Cyprinidae
Product: transmembrane protein 132C-like
Exons: 7
Coding region: 523-2340 (605 amino acids)
Source: RefSeq, a predicted model, not a curated record